AUGAGAGACAUGCGUCAAGGACCUUAUCGGCCGGACAUUUCGAGACUCGAUACGCCAACCGCUUCACCUGGUUUUGACGGCGAGGAGGCUUCAACACCCUCUGAGAUCGGUGAUGCUGCCUCACGGGAUGGCCUCAGCGGAGUAAACUUACACACAAAGGGAACUGAAUUUUACGGCAAUUCGUCAAAUCUUGCCUUUCUCGGCAAUCUUUUUACCAGGGCUCAAGCCCAAGCUGAUUGCCGGCCCCUCGAGGAUCUUAUGAGCCAAUCCACGAGCUCAAAGGAAAGAUCUAUGGCUCACCGCACGCGGGCGUCUUCGCCACCGGCAAAGUCCAUCUCUAAGUACACGGGCCACGUCUCACCGCAAUCAUAUGACAGUGUGGCUAGUGGAACUUAUAAGAGGCCUGGUGUUCCCCGCACAGAAACUGGCGCAGCCAGCCCUGACGAUGUCCACGAUUGUACACUUCCGGUUGUCUUUGACAAUAUAACUGAUGCAGCACAGAUGGAGAUCGAGAAGAUUUUCAUCGGCAGCUUCUUUACCAACAAGCAUUACGUUCACCCCGUUCUUACGAAGAGCAUUUUCAUGCGACGCUGCGAGCGGGAGGCCUGGCCUCUUUCCAGACGAAAUUCUCUGUUUCGUGACCCUCCCAAAUUUGCAAGGCUUUACUUUGCUGUUGUUGCUCUGGGGGCGAUUAACGCCAGCCCCAAUGAGACCUCACUGCUAGAUCACUUCUGUCAACAGUUGGUAGAUCCUCAGAAAGCACCCCCUUCGUGUACUACCUUCUCUGCGCUGGAUUUUGCCAAAUUCUACUUCAGUCUCUCGAAGCAAGCCUUGGGGGACUUGUUUGAGAGUAGCUGUUUGGAGACGGCGCAGACUCUUCUACUCUUGAGUGUUUUCCGCCAAAACUCCCUGCAGCCACACAGUUGCUAUAUGUAUAGCGGUAUGGCUGUUCGAACCGCUGCUGCAAUUGGCCUAGCAUCCAGCAUGUCCUCUUUGCCGCCGAGUGCAAGACGCGAGGCAAAGCGCACCUGGUGGUUUGUCUUACCCCCAAAAUUCGCUGAUGUGGGACCCCUCGACCCGGAUGCAGAAGACAACGACAUCGCGAUGAUCCCAACAAUGGUCUCGCUCGCCCAAAUUAUGUCCGAGGCAUCCCAUCAACUCUACCAUUCCACCCAGCGUUCAAUGCACGAAAAAUCCCAGCUCGCAAUGGCCCUCGACAGCCGCCUCAGCUCUUGGAAGGCAAAUAUCCCAUCGUUCCUGAACCCAGAUAUUCAGACCCUCAACGAUCCCGAGUGGGCAUUCAAACAAAAGCUCGUUCUACGCCUAAGAUACUAUAACACGCGCAUCCUCCUCCACAGACCCUUUCUCGUCGCCGCAACCUCCAACACCGACUCGACCGAGUUCCACGACCAUCUGCACGCCUGCCUCGACGCCGCUCGAAAAAGUAUCCAUAUGCAAUACGAAUCCUUCGUGCACCGUAUCUACAUCCGCACCUGGUGGUACAACACCACCUACGCCCUCUACGGCUCCAUGAUUCUGCUGCACCUCGUUCUUUCCAACUUCCCCGGCCUCCCAGACGCCGCCCUCCUCGACGACGUCGAAAAAUCUCUCGAUAUCUUCGCCUCCAUGCACGAUAUCCUAGUCGCCCGCCGCUGCGCCGAGAUGCUCCGCGAAGUCCUUAACGUCGCGCGUGCCUGCCUAGCCCGCCGCCACACCGGUGCCCUACCCCCUCCGUCCUCCGCCGCGGCAGGUCUUGACGCUCCUCCCGAACCGCCCUUCCCCGGGUCUACGGGCGCAGCGGCGGGCUUCGCGGCGGAUGAGGGGCCGGUAGGGCAGCCAGACGAGGAGAACUUCUUUUUCUCGUUGUUUGGGCAGGGGUCUGCGGCGCAGGCGGAUCGGACGAGAACGGAGAUGUUGGCGAAUCUGGUAGAUCCGUCGAUUCUGGAGGACUUUGCGUUUGGGGGCGAGGGCGUGUCAUUUUUUUAG
This is a messenger RNA of Penicillium macrosclerotiorum, 1986 nucleotides long. RefSeq names its product fungal specific transcription factor domain-containing protein. Gene Ontology annotation, molecular function: RNA polymerase II cis-regulatory region sequence-specific DNA binding; zinc ion binding; DNA-binding transcription factor activity, RNA polymerase II-specific. The transcript is spliced from 8 exons. The record is from RefSeq and is a predicted model, not a curated record. Gene Ontology annotation, cellular component: nucleus. NCBI's taxonomy places the organism in Eukaryota, Fungi, Ascomycota, Eurotiomycetes, Eurotiales, Aspergillaceae. Bases 1 to 1986 code for a protein of 661 amino acids. Gene Ontology annotation, biological process: DNA-templated transcription; positive regulation of transcription from RNA polymerase II promoter by galactose.